Aplysia californica (California sea hare) is the source of this 1435-nucleotide messenger RNA. Its product is annotated as organic cation transporter protein. Lineage: Eukaryota; Metazoa; Mollusca; Gastropoda; Aplysiida; Aplysiidae. Gene Ontology annotation, cellular component: membrane. Gene Ontology annotation, molecular function: transmembrane transporter activity. Gene Ontology annotation, biological process: transmembrane transport. The record is from RefSeq and is a predicted model, not a curated record.
GCCAACGAUAGGAUAGACCAAAAGUACAAUGGCAGCAGAAAAAGAUCCCAACGAUGUCGAGUUCAAGCGCUUCGACGAUCUCCUUCUGAAAAUCGGUCAUUUUGGAAGAUUCCAGAAGUUAAUGCUGAUUUUCAUCGCCGUCAUUUCCUUUGUCGUCGGCUACCAGAACGUGUCGUCUGUCUUCACACUCAACAUACCAAAACACAGCUAAAUCUCGUGUGUGGAAACAAGAUAUUCAGAUCUCACUCCAACAUGCUUAUGUUUGCUGGAAAGUUCCUCGGUGCCAUCAGCCAAGGAUUUGCGAGUGACAAUGAUCGAAUACAUGGACCCCAAGCACCGCACCAUCGUCAGCUUGGUUAACCGCAUGAGCUUCACACUGACACAGAUGAGCCUCAUUCCCAUCGCCUACCUGCAGAAUGACUGGCAGGUUCUACAGACCAUCAUCAUCUGGCCCUCCGUGCUGCUCUUCCUGGUUAUCUGGUUCAUCCCAGAGUCCUCAAGAUGGCUUGUAGCGAAAAACAAAAGAGGAAGGGCAGAGAAAAUCGUACAGAGAGCUGCCCGGAUCAACAGAGUGAAGCUUCCACAGAACGUGAUGUCGGAGCUACAGGUCAACUCUGACCGGACAUCUGUCUCUCCCUGGCCGCUGUUUAACAACCCCAAACUGUGCGUGCGUUGGGCUGUCAUUUAUUCCAACUGGUUUGUCAUCUCUAUGACGUACUACGGGCUCACCCUGAACGUGUCCAACAUGGGGGGCAAUAUCUUCCUCAACUUUUUUCUCACCGUCAUUGUCGAUUUCGUCGCUUCCACGACCACCGGGCUGCUGGCCGAGAAGUUCAGCCGGAAGCGCUUCCACAUAACUGUCUUGACCAUCGGUGGAUGCGCAUGCGCAGCUUCCUUCAUUCCUGUCAUUACUGGAGGAAACAAAUGGAUUGUGAUCGCAGUGUCUAUGGUGGGCAAGAUGGGCAUAUCUAGCGCCUAUUUCCUGAUCUAUCAGCUGACAGCCGAGUUAUUCCCCACUACAUACAGGGCCUUUGGCCUCGGCUCUUCUUCCAUGGUGGCAAGGAUUGGGGGAAUUGCCUCCCCUUAUAUAGCAGACUUGAACACCUACGUCCAGGGCCCGUUCGGCGAGGUGUUGCCUCAGUUGGUGUUCGGCGGAGCGGGAAUUGUGGGAGGACUUCUGGCCCUGCUACUUCCGGACACCAGGAACCGGAAGCUGCCAGAAACCAUCGCAGACGCCGUGAAUUACGAUCAGGCCACAGUCGUCACUGAGCACAACAAUGAUGCGACAAAAGAAACGGAACUCGCGGACUCUAAAAUAUCUGAGGAUGAUGAACAGAUUUUGAAAGAGCACGUAUAAUUUUGUAGAUAUAAUUAAUUUUUGUUGGUGCCAUUUUGCCUGUAUGUGGAAUAAAAAGUCUGCGCAUUUGAGCAAUAA